GAAGAUGCUCCUCUACUAGUAAUUCUCUACCUUAUCACAAGAAACGAAUGAUUCACAUUCUCUAAACACUCAACACAACAAAACACCACACCCCCUUAUUUACUAUAUACACUCCUCUUUCUUAUAUGGCUUCAGAUGAAACUAUGAUGACGACAACUCAAUCUUCGUUACGAAGUGAAGACUAUGAAGAAGAAGAUGAUGAUACGAAUGAUCUUUUUCACCACCAUCAUCAUCAUCAUCAUCAUCAGAAUCACCAUAAUUUAUCACGGCUUUCGGUUUGUACGAGCAGUGGUGUUGAAGAUGAUGUUGAAAAUCUAGCUUCCGUUUGUAUGUCACACUUGUCCAUUGAGAGUUUCGAAGCUGAUGGAGACGAUGAAGCUGAAGGAAAAGAUGAUCGGUUACUGGAAGCCGGCUUGUCUUCUGGCUCUGAGAAUGAGUCAGGUAGUUGUUAUUCGUUACCGGCGACACCGCCGCGGAGGAGGAACUUGGUUCCGGCGACUCCGGUGAUUGGAGUGAAAGACUAUGCGAGUGAGAAUGAAGUGAGGAAAGAAACAAAAACAAAAACAAAGAGCAGUGGUGGUGAUUCUGGGAAGAGGAGGGGGAGGAGGAGAAGGAGGAUGGAGAGUGUGUUUGAGAGGGGAAGUAGUUGGGAGAAUUUAUGGGAUGAGAAGAAGAAAAUGAAGGAGAAUGGAGGGAAUAGUGGUGAGAGUGAUCAGAGUAAUGGAAAUGGUGUCAUGGUGAUUACUAGACCUAAAGGUGGGAAUAGGAGUUUGUGUAUGGAUUUGGAAGAAGUUAAAGCUUGUAGAGAUCUUGGAUUUGAGUUGGAACAUGAAAGAAUAUCCGCGGUUUCUUUCUCUAAUUCAACACUUGAUAAUAAUACUAGUAGUGGCGGUAAUUCGCCUAUUGCUAAUUGGCGAAUCUCCGGUCCUGGUGAUGAUCCAAGAGAUGUGAAGGCACGGUUGAAAGUGUGGGCGCAGGCGGUAGCUAUAGCGUCUGCCAGCAAAUACGGCUCAUGACACAAUUUUCUUCUUACUUCAUACCUAGUUGUUUUUUUUUGGUGAUUGUGACAGUGUACAUUAUUAUAUUAUGUUAAGUUUUUCUUUACACUAUGAUCAGAUAGUAGAGUUUUUGUCAUAAAUUUUUCCCCAAGAGUGGUUGAUUUUUGGAUUCAAGUGAUGGUAACUUUUCAUAUGUACAGUGUACGUUUUUUUUGGUUCAUUAACUGCUUAAAGGAUGAGUGUUUUGAUA
Molecule: messenger RNA, 1248 nt
Organism: Lathyrus oleraceus (garden pea)
Lineage: Eukaryota; Viridiplantae; Streptophyta; Magnoliopsida; Fabales; Fabaceae
Exons: 2
Coding region: 126-1016 (296 amino acids)
Source: RefSeq, a predicted model, not a curated record